Calypte anna (Anna's hummingbird) is the source of this 2605-nucleotide messenger RNA. RefSeq names its product regulator of G protein signaling 9 (gene RGS9). NCBI's taxonomy places the organism in Eukaryota, Metazoa, Chordata, Aves, Apodiformes, Trochilidae. The record is from RefSeq and is a predicted model, not a curated record. Gene Ontology annotation, biological process: regulation of G protein-coupled receptor signaling pathway; intracellular signal transduction; G protein-coupled receptor signaling pathway.
UCCUCCCGCAGGUGCUGCGGAGCGGGGCUGCCGCUUCUUCUGCUCGAUCCGUCCUCAUCGCUUCCCGGUUCGGAACCAUGACGAUCACACGGCUGGAUCAGGGCCAGCGGUACCGGCCUCGGAUGGCCUUCCUGAAAAAGAUUGAAGCACUUAUGAUGGAGAUGCAGAGUCCAGACACGGGCAUCAAGACUCAGACACAGGUUGUGAUGAUCACCAACAUCCCCCACGCUGUGACAGGUAAUGAUAUAAUGCAGUGGAUUCUCCAGCGCCUGCAGAUCACUCAGGAAGAGGCACUCCACCUGGGGGACCUGUUUGUCAAAUAUGGAUACAUCUACCCUCUUCAGGAGCCAAAGAAUCUCACCCUUAAACCAGAUGGCAGCCUGUACAGGUUCCAAACCCCCUAUUUCUGGCCUGUGCAGAGCUUGCCUGCUGAUGACACAGAUUAUGCAAUUUACCUAGCAAAGAAGAACAUUAAGAGGAAAGGGAUUUUAGAGGAAUAUGAAAAGGAACAUUACAACAUGCUCAAUCAAAAAAUAAACUACAAGUGGGAUUUUAUUAUCAUGCAGGCCAAGGAGCAGUAUAAGGCAGGGAAGGAACGGAAUAAGGCAGACAGGUAUGCCCUGGACUGCCAGGAGAGAGCCUACUGGCUUGUCAACAGAACUCCUCCUGGCAUGACUGACAUCCUGGAGUAUGGGAUAGAUCGGGCAACGGAUCCCAAUGAAAAUAAGAAAAAAACUAUGGAGUUUUAUCGGAGAGAGAUCAUGUACUACCAGCAGUCCAUAAAGAAGCCCAGAGUGAAAUCUUCUGUCUCUAUCGGAGGGCUUGUGAAGUACAGUGAGCAGUUCCUCUCCAAUGAUCCUUUUGUGUCUGGAUGUCUCCCCAGCAACCCUUGGAUAACAGAUGACCCUGAGUUCUGGGAUCUCAAUGCAAAGCUGGUGGAAAUCCCCACCAGGAUGCGUGUGGAGCGUUGGGCUUUCAACUUCAGCGAGCUGAUGCGGGACCCCAAAGGUCGGCAGAACUUCCAGCUCUUCCUGAAGAAGGAGUUCAGUGGAGAGAAUCUGGGUUUCUGGGAAGCCUGUGAGGAUCUCAAGUAUGGAGACCAAUCCAAGGUCAAAGAAAAAGCAGAAGAAAUUUACAAGCUCUUCCUGGCUCCAGGAGCAAGGCGUUGGAUUAACAUUGAUGGGACAACAAUGGGAAUCACAGUCAGAGGCCUCAAGCACCCUCAUCGUUAUGUUUUAGAUGCUGCUCAGACCCACAUUUACAUGCUGAUGAAAAAGGACUCCUAUGGCCGCUAUUUGAAGUCUCCAGUGUACAAGGAAAUGCUGGCCAAGGCCAUUGUGCCACAAGAGACUGUCAAAAAAAGCUCGGGUUUCCCCUUCGGACGCCGUCACCUCCCCUCCAGCCCCAGCCCCGUCAUCCUGAGGCAGCAGGAGGAAGAAGCCAAAGCCAGAGAAGCUGCCACGACCGUGGACAUCACGCAGGUCAUGAGCAAGCUGGAUCGCAGGAGCCAGCUCAAGAAGGAAGAACCUCCUCCCAAGUAGGCUCUGAGCCCUGCAGGGCAGAGCGCAGGGAAAAGACAAGGCGAGGCUGGUGGUGUUGAGCUUCGUCUCCCCUUCCUGAAGGUGUCAGUGCUGCUUUAGAUUUUCCCAGCCCGGCUCUGCCAACAGCCUGCUUCCCGCACCUUUGUUUCUAUGGCUUCUGGAGCAGCAGAUGUCACUUCCCAGGCAUGUCAGGCAUGAGAAUGCUGCCGGAGCCAGGCUGCUGGCUGUGCCGGACUCGGGGUGCAGGAUGCCGUCUGGGCUGCUGCCUCUCCCUGCCUCCUGCUCCUCCAAAGGGAAGGAUGGCACAAGGCUGGGGAAAGCUCUGCUGUCCCAGUCCUUUGGGUUGAAAUCAGCCUUCCUGGGAGCAGAGAUUGGAUGACCUGACAGGCAGCAGGAGGAGGUGGCCCACCUCAGAGUGUUUCCGAGCUGGUGUCCAUCCUCUCCAGGGAAUGUGCACGCUCCCAAGGGAUGCAUCCUGGGCACCCAACCCCCCACGGGGAGUCCUUGAAGGAUCCUGCACCUCUUAUCCAGGGCACUGGAGUCACAGGCAGCAGAGCAGGGCUGGCUUCUUGUGAAAAGUGUAGGGUGAGUGUUUCUGAAGGUUUAGUUGACCCACUGAACUUCAGUGACAUUCCCAAGUCCCCCCUGGCAUGUUGGAAAUGACCAGGGGAAUGCUCUGCUCUCCCCUGUGGCUCCCCUGCAGGAUGAGCAAGGUGUGCAGGUGUAGAGAGCUGGCUCACAAGAGAGCCUGAGAGAUGCAGCUCUGGCUCUGUGUUUCUUUCAUUGAAUCCUUCCUGACUCUUGUCUUGUCUUUUUCCUGCUCUUCUAUUUUCAGCUGUUAAAAAAAAAAAAUAGAAACAACCCUAACUGGAGGGAGUUCCCACUGUCACUGGCUUGUAGCCCAGAGGCCAGGAAGAAUCAGGGUAGAGGUGUUAAAAACUGAUUUCAGCUUUUAGUUGUUGGGUUUUUUUUGUUGGUUUUGUUUGUUAGUUGUUUGGUUUUGUUUUGCUUUUUUCAUUUGCUCUGUCUUUUUUUUGCUCUUUAGAAUGAGACAACCUAAAAUA